Messenger RNA from Dunckerocampus dactyliophorus (ringed pipefish), 3471 nucleotides. RefSeq names its product interferon gamma receptor 1 (gene ifngr1). The transcript is spliced from 4 exons. NCBI's taxonomy places the organism in Eukaryota, Metazoa, Chordata, Actinopteri, Syngnathiformes, Syngnathidae. The coding region runs from base 997 to 2208 and encodes 403 amino acids. The record is from RefSeq and is a predicted model, not a curated record.
ACAUUCGUCAGUUCUUUACGUGACGCUUCCAACACACGUGUUUUCGCACACAAUCCAUCUGUUUAUAUUUAAUAACUACAUUUACAUGCAUAAUAAGGAAUUAAUGUCACUUUUUUUUGUCUCACUGAUGAUUGUGUACAUGUGAAAAAGUCUUUGGAAGUGACAGAUUGUUGAAUCGCAGCCAAAAAAAGCAAUCACAAAGCUUUGGGUGUAACGUGUGUUUCACUUUAAUGUAGUUUCACAAAACAUUUGAUUUCAAAUGUGACAAAAGCUGAAGAAAAAUAAAGAGAACUAACUUCAUCAGGUAAGUUUCAGUAUGUGAUGCACUUGAGUACAAAGACGUGAUGUGUUCAAGGUACAAACUGCACCCGUCACCUUUGCCUCAUAGGCCAACACGACAGUCAUAAAAACGUUGUUUGGUCAGAAAGACACACUUAAACUGUAGGAAAUAUUAUAAAGGUUUAUGAGUGUAGCUAAUCUGUGCAUGGGCCUGGGUGGCACAUUGAGCAGCACCUUUAAAAACCCAACAAAGAAGUGUCUUCAAUUUGGUCAAAUAUCAGAUGGACAACCGAGAGGUCUAACCUGUGAUCUUCAACUUACCCGCAGACAACAUUUCAAAGACUGGAAGUUGAUAUAGUUUUUAAACACACCAGAGCAAUAGAGGCACAUUGUGGACGGUGAUGAUGAAGAGGCAAACAAAGAUGGAAUGGUGCACAGCGUCUGUCUCUGCUUCAGAACCACAAACAAGAAGCACAUUGCCAUCCGUGGAAAACCAGCCAAAGAAUUCAAAUGACUGUUGAUGCAUGUUUAACGCAGUCUAAAGAACAUAAUCUGCUCAUUAGGACACUAGUGUGGAAACAGAAGUUAAGAACAUUCCAAGUGUAAAACAUAUGGUCUGCAUCUGCACACUCCCGGAGCUCCAACCUCACUCCAUGUCCAGCGCGACUCUUUCAGGCGUCACUACAGCACAGGGGAAAAAAAAGUAACAUUGUCAAAAUGAACAAUGUGGACGUUCUCACUGUCUGCAGUGGCUCCGCCCACCAACGUGACAGUGACGUGUCACAAUGCGCUGGCCAGCGUGGACUGGGAUUAUGGCCGAGACGAGGCGCCCACCAGGUUCCUGGUGUAUGUGGGAAGCUCAGACAGGUGAGACCGUCACGCCCACGCACCUUUUGUUGUGUCCCGUUUGUAACUCUUGUCUUCAGACUAUACCUGGAGACCGUGACGACGGAGCACAAGUGCAACAACGUGAGUGCCCUCGUGUGGGACUCGCUCGACAGCAUCAUGGACGUCCACUAUGUCACGCUGACGGCCGCACAGGGGGGACACUUCUCCACCAACGUGUCCAAGACGUUUACCUUCAACCAGCUGAAGAUGGCCGAUGUGACGUGCAAGCUGGACUUCCCGCCUGUGGAUGUGAGGGCAGACGACUUGGGAACCGUCGUGAGCUUCCCGAAUCCGCUCCGUUACUACCCGGAACUGAGACAGGUCACCUGGAGGGACGCUGUCCAUUUGGACUUCACUAUAUCUCCAAAUGGCCGUGACAUCCCAGGAUUGUGUCAAAUGGAACAGGAGACGUGCAGAGUGCAUAUGUUGUUCCCAGAGGGAGUGGACCAUUGCGUCACGCUGACAGGAUCCAUGAGCGACCGGGCCGGACGCUAUGUUGAAUUCCAAAAGACGGCACCUGCCUGUUUGCACCAGUCUGAUGCUUUGGAGGCAAUGACACUGGCUCUACUGCUGACUGUCUUGCUCAUCAUCAUCAGUGUGAUCGGCGUCCUAAUCUGGAAGGUGAGGGCGUGGACCACGAAGAUCACUAAAGAAGAUCUUCCAAAAAGUCUGGUAAGAUAUCCGCAUGCAACAACAGUGUCACACACUUGUGUAAAAAAAACCCCCAAAAAACCUUUGAACAUUCUCUCACAGCGACCAAGCCGCAUUUUGUCUAAAGGCGAUUGCAACAUGGACGCCAACUGCGUGGUGGAAAUGGUCUCUGGGGUGGAAGAAGUCCGGUUGAUCUCCCAGAGUGACGAGGAGGACUCAGAUGAGUCCACGUCAACAGAAAGCGUUUCCAUCCAUCCAGAGGAUGAGGGGCAGGUGGAGGAUGAACACGUGGAGGACGUACAAGAGGAGUCUGUUUACGAUCGCACACAUGUGGCGGUGGACCUGGGUGAUGGAGAUGCCGCUGUGGGGUACACCGAGGGAAGAAGGUAGCAGACAGACCUUCAUUGUGUGGAAACUUGAGAAAGACAAGCUGUCAGUUUAGGUGUGAGCCAUCAUCCCAAGACUUUUGUCUGGAGAUGCAUCUUGUGAUCCGAAUGUUUCCAGCUGCCACAAGCUGAUGACUUCUGGAAGCAGACAUUUUGUUUGUAUUCCGGAGAGCCACACCUCUCCCCUUUAUGGAAUGCGCCUUGAUUCAGAAUCACACCUGCAUGACACAGCGUUGCCACGGCGACCCACCAACCAGAAAAACAGGUUGCCUCGGCAGGAGACUCUUAGCUGUCUACUGUAUGAAAGUUGAUAGUGCCACUGAAAUAAAUGUGUUUUUAUUAUUUGUGUGGUUUGAGCUUCUGAAUUGUUCUGAUGCUCAGCAGCUGAACCAGCAUGAUCACAAAAAGAACGUGAUUUCAAACAAACAUCAUGAACCUUGCCAUUGGGUCUUCAGGGUUUGCUGGGUGGAGUCGUAAUCCAGAAAGAGCAGACGCUUCUAGAAAGCGUCUGCAGUUCUUGCUCAUGAAGUAAAACUAGUCCAGCUUUGACAACGUUACAGAUGUUUUACGACAGUUUGAGACCUUGAACGUUGUUCCUCAGGUUCAACAUCUGCUUCUCCUGACGCGCCUUUUCCUCCUUGAACGCCAUCUUGUUGGCCUUCUUCUCAACUCGCCUUUCCUGCAAACACACACAAUGCCCUGGAAGGUCAAGAGACCUGUAUGAUGGUAGCCAUAGAACAGGACAUUGAAACUAAUAGCAACAAAUGAAGCACGACGCAAUUAAAUUGCGUAAGCUAAUUUUAGGCCACUAUGUGACUGGAUGAUGUCUUGAAAGGGUGAGCAGUUUUAUUUCAGUUUGAUAAUACUCUUCUUUUUACACUUGGGCAACAAUCUUAAUAUGUGACAUGUUUUAUGAUGGACCCUGGAACGCAUUGUUACAGAUUAAAUACAGAUUUGUGUUUUUAUUAGCAUCAACUUAAAUAGUUUUCUAGUUACAUUGUCUUUUUGCUCUAUUUUUCCAUUUUUGCUGGGUUUUUGUUUAUUGUAUUUCUGUAAUGAGCCCUGUCCCACUUUGGACACCUAUGUCUAUUUCACCAGGAAGGCCAGGUAAGUGUGUCCAAGCUCUGCCUUCCUGGCACUCUUGGUCAAGGACCGGGUUGCAUUGUGGAGGGAUUUUUACAGCUUUCGGACGUGCCUUGCAGGGUGUUACGGAAGUGGAGCUCAAUCCCGCUCACCUGCUCGGCGGAUACUUCAACUUUGUUGAUGG